CUCUAGAUCACAGAGCUUGGGGGGGAAAAAAAUGGGAGAUGGGGAAAAAGUGUCUUAAUUUAAUCGCAGGUCCUCAGUCAUGUUUGACUGCUGGGUAAAGUGGAGCGGAAGGUUGAGGCGCGCAGCUGGACUUGUUCCCUGUGUCUCUGCAUGAAAUGAAAAAGGUCUACAAUGAUUUUGGCUUUAGAUUAACUAUGGGCGCACAUAUUCUGCAGUCCAACUCCAGCGGCGACUUGACUCCCGCGGUGUCCGAGGCUGGGACCGCCCUCCCGGGCUACCUGGCAGUGUUCUUGUGUGUCCUCAUGGUGACUCUGGUUGUCGUUGUGGUGGCUGGGAACGCGCUGGUCAUCAUGGCUUUUAUUGUGGAUAAAACCCUGAGGAAUCAAAGCAACUACUUCUUUCUGAACCUGGCUAUAUCUGAUUUUCUCGUGGGAGCCUUCUGCAUCCCGGUUUAUAUCCCGUACAACCUGACGGGCCGGUGGAUGCUGGGUAAGGGUCUCUGCAAGGUGUGGCUGGUCAUGGACUACCUGCUCUGCACUGCCUCGGUCUUCAACAUUGUCCUCAUUAGUUAUGACCGCUUCCUGUCAGUCACAAGGGCUGUUAAAUACAGAGCGCAAAGAAACAUGACUCGCCAGGCUGUGUUCAAGAUGGUGGCGGUGUGGGUGUUGGCCUUCCUCCUCUACAGCCCUGCCAUCAUCUUCUGGGAGGCAAUCGUCGGCCAGAGCAUCGUGCCGUCCCACGAGUGCUACGCUGAGUUUUAUUUCACCUGGUAUUUUCUGCUCAGCGCUUCUACCUUUGAGUUCUUUACGCCGUUCGUGUCGGUGGCCUUCUUCAACCUCAGCAUUUACCUGAACAUCCAUCGCAGGAACAAGAACAGGGGCGCCUGUGCUGAGGACGACGCCAAGACUCAGAGGGACAGUAAGAAGCACAGAGACGGAGGAGCUUGGUCUGUGUUUUUUGUCAAAACUCGGAAGGUGUCGUCCAGCGAGCCCACGGCUAUCUCUGCAGUUAUCGAGGACGACGACGUCCUGUCCCCCUAUUCCAGCGGGGACCCAAAUACAAGUCAAAUAUUCAUGCAGAGGGAAAAGCUGUCACCUAACAGAAAACACUCCAGGCCUUUUAAGCACACGGCCUCCUGCAUGGUGCCUGCCCGUAGGACACAGGGAUCUCGCCUUUCCCGAGACAAAAAGAUUGCCAAAUCUUUGGCCAUUAUUGUCUGCACUUUUGGGAUUUGCUGGGCUCCUUACACACUGCUAAUGAUUAUCCGUGCCGCUUGUAGCCGUGAGUGUGUGGCUAACCACUGGUACGAGAUAACAUUCUGGCUUCUGUGGCUGAACUCUGCCAUCAACCCGUUUUUGUACCCUCUAUGCCACAGCAGCUUUCGAAGGGCUUUCUCAAAGAUACUUUGUCCUAAAAGACAAGCGGUGCAGCCUCAGAUUGAGGCCCAGUCUUGUUAGAUGAACUCAGCAAUGAAUGCAGUAACUGUUGUUGGUCAAACGCC
Xiphias gladius (swordfish) is the source of this 1501-nucleotide messenger RNA. RefSeq names its product histamine H3 receptor. Lineage: Eukaryota; Metazoa; Chordata; Actinopteri; Istiophoriformes; Xiphiidae. The transcript has 3 exons. Gene Ontology annotation, biological process: adenylate cyclase-activating adrenergic receptor signaling pathway. The record is from RefSeq and is a predicted model, not a curated record. The coding region runs from base 156 to 1457 and encodes 433 amino acids. Gene Ontology annotation, cellular component: membrane. Gene Ontology annotation, molecular function: histamine receptor activity.